AUGCCUGUUGCAUCGUCGCCGUCAUGCUCAACCGCGUCAAAAGGAGAUGCACGUGACCGGCCUGCGGCUCUUCGCCGUCUCUCGCCAACUCCCGCGAAUACAUCCAGCUCCCUCAUGCCGCCUGAACGCUCUAAUGUACCGGUGAAGCUGUCCCUGCCCCUAUCUUACCAGCAGGACAUCUUCACCGAACUGCGCUCCGAGGAUGAGCUCGUCAUCCUCGCCCGCGGCCUGGGGCUGCUCCGUUUGGUGACAAAUUUACUGCAUUUCUAUGAUGCCGCCGGCCAUAAUCUGGUCUUGGUUGUUGGUGCCGACGACAGAGAAAAUGAAUGGAUCGGAGAAGCCCUAGCAGAGCAGUAUGCUAUUAGCGGGUCGCCUCUGGCGAGGGGGUUGAAGGUGAUAAAUACGGAAAGAGCCACUGUUCCAAUGAGGGAGAGGAUCUACUUGGAAGGGGGCAUUUUAAGUGUAACCUCCAGAAUCCUUAUCGUAGAUCUGUUGUCCAAGCUUCUUGACCCAGAAAAGAUAACCGGCAUGGUAGUCUUGCAUGCCGAGAAGUAA
Molecule: messenger RNA, 555 nt
Organism: Monascus purpureus
Lineage: Eukaryota; Fungi; Ascomycota; Eurotiomycetes; Eurotiales; Aspergillaceae
Source: the annotation of a GenBank genome assembly